Messenger RNA from Brienomyrus brachyistius, 2126 nucleotides. RefSeq names its product coiled-coil domain containing 90B (gene ccdc90b). The coding region runs from base 127 to 894 and encodes 255 amino acids. The record is from RefSeq and is a predicted model, not a curated record. The transcript has 9 exons. Lineage: Eukaryota; Metazoa; Chordata; Actinopteri; Osteoglossiformes; Mormyridae. Gene Ontology annotation, cellular component: mitochondrion.
CCAGCAUCAUGUUCUUGUGAAGGACCCGGAUGAAUAUGUAUGUUUUUUGUAUAACUUUGGAAAAGCAGUUCAGGCAAGAACAAUUAAUGCGAUCAUUCCUGAAAUCGAAGUAGUUGUGUGUGUUAUAUGACUUCUGCAACCAUGAGAUGUAUACGCAGUCUAAGUUUAUUUAGUCCAAGAAGAAUUUUCUUAAACAAAUCCUCGAUCAUAAGGCUGAAUAAUGUGAAAGGGUUUCGCAGAGUUGCAGCUCUCAGCACCUAUGAUAUGAGAAAAGUCGAGCUGACUCCUUUGGAGCAGCGGAAAUUGACGUUCGACACCCACGCUCUAGUGAAAGAGCUGGAAGCUAAUGGGUUUGAAAAAGGACAAGCGGAAGUGAUUGUGUCAGCACUGGUGACACUUACUACGGCCAACAUGGACAUUGUCUACAGGGACAUGGUAACUGGCACCCAUCAGGAAAUAGCUCUUCAGCAGAUCAUGGCUCACCUUGACUCUAUAAGAAAGGACAUGGUGAUUCUGGAGAAGAGUGAGUUUGCUAACCUACGUUCCGAAAACGAGAAAAUGAAAACGGAACUCGAACAAAUCAAGAGAAGGCUCAUGGAAGAGAGUCAAAAAAUCAGCGCUGAUGCGAAACUGGACAUAAAUCUGGAAAGAAGUAGGGUUACAGACAUGUUUACCGAGCAAGAUAAGAAGCUUAUAGAAAUUAGCACAGAAUUCCACAAAAAGAAUGCGGACCUUGACCGUGGCACGAUGGAAACAACGAGGAAAAUUGACUUAGAGGUGGCCUCAUUGAAAACACUCCUAGAAUCUCUUAAGCUUGACACUAUUCGAUAUCUUGCAGCUUCAGUGUUCUCCUGCUUAGCCAUUGCCUUAGGUUUUUACCGUCUCUGGAAGUAGUAGGACUCAAUCAUCAUAUGGUGACAUAUUUAAGGACCAGAAAAAAUAGGCACCGUUGCAACCUCACAUGGAGACUGAAUGUGAGAAAAGUAUUUGCGUAAUGCAAAUUUUGCACCAUCGUUAAAUUUAUCUUCAGUUUUUGUUUUUAUUAAUAUAAUGCAGAUUCUGUCAGACCUUUUUCAUUGUUAAUUGCAUGUGCCUUUGAACCAUUUUGUGCCUUCAAAAAAGGUUUUAAAAUCAAUGUGGACCGUUUAGCUUGGUCAUGCUGACGCCUACAUUUACACAUAAACCAAUAAAUGACUGAAUGCUGGGUUUUACUGAUAGAGCUAUAUUUGCGGAUGUCAGCUCACUUUCAGAUCUAAAACCUAGGAGAGCUUAAAAAAUGCCGUACUGGUAACACAGGAAGAACACUUCACAAAUUUAAGGUUUCAAAUAUCAAAAGAAAAUGACAUCAGAACUCAAAACAUAACCUCCCACUUAUAAAUUUAAUUAAAUAAAAAGUCACCCUGAAACCCAAAGGAACCCCAAGAAGAGCAUUCAAACUCCAGUCAUGCAUAGCAGGGGGGGGGCUUUUAACCCCAGGCUUUGGAGGUAUGAUAUGGUCAAUAGUUACAUAUUCAAAUGCAAAAACCAUCAUCUUAAAGCAUUAAUAUAAGGAGUGAGUUUAACCAGCGGGUGGUAAGUAGGGCAAGAUUAUUAGACCUCUGAAUUUCAUUUGCCUUACAACUGAUACGAAAUGCUGACCUAAUCAAUGCUAGACAUGUAUCAAUGCAAGAUUUCAUUAAAAUAUUUAUCCUACUUGAUGCAAUUCAUGAUGGUCCUGGACAUUUCAGUCCCACGUGCUACACAAAAAGUGAGCCUUAACUUUAUGUAAGAUGCUAAGCAGAUGUUUCACUGAUUCUAGGUCCCAAAUAGGUAUUAUCUGCUUAUGGGCAGUGGUGGCUUAAUGGUUAGGGAACCAUACUUGUAAUCGAAAGAUGAUGGGUUUGAAUCCCCGACCAGCAAGACAAUAUUGAAGUGUGAAAUAAAUACUCAAAUUAAUGUUUAAAUACAUUCACUCCCUUCCCGUUGACUUCAUUGGACUUCUCACAUCUACUGACCUAAUUACAGCCAUAUUAAUACAGCAAAGUGGUGCUGUAACACUUCUUAUGGAUGUUGGGGAUUGAUUGGGUAUCCCAUGGAAAUGAUGCUUUGUAUGUAUACAAUAAAGUUAUCAUUUCUCACUGGCUUUA